GAGAGAGAGAGAGAGGGGAGAGACGGUGAGAAUAUAUAUAUAUAUAUGGAACCAAUCUGCUCCUCUCUACAAUCUUUCUCUUCCUUCCAGGGCAAGCUUUCUUUUUCUUCAAUUUCGUAUCGUCCCGACUCGUAAGCGAUUAAUUCCAAGAUUAAGGUGCAAUAAUGGAUAAAGGAAAGGUUGGUAUUAAUAUUGUGUUUAUUGGUCAUGUCGACUCUGGGAAGUCAACCACUGCUGGUCAUUUGAUCUACAAGCUUGGAGGUAUUAAAAAGGAUGUCAUUGAGCGAUUUGAGAAAGAAGCCGCUGAGAUAAACAUGUGUUCAUUCAAAUAUGCUUGGGUGCUUGACAAGCUCAAGGCUGAGCGUGAAAGAGGUAUCACAAUCGACAUUUCUCUGUCCAAGUUUGAGACAACCAAGUACUACUGCACUCUCAUUGAUGCCCCCGGACACAGAGAUUUCAUUAAGAACAUGAUCACCGGAACAUCCCAAGCUGACUGUGCUGUUCUCGUAUAUGAUUCUACUACUAUUGGAUCUGACUCUGAAACUGCUAUUUCUAGGGUUCGUCAGAUCCAUGAACAUGCUGUCCUUGCUUUAACCCUUGGUGUGAAGCAAAUGAUCUGCUGCUACAACAAGAUGGAUGCCACUGCACCCAAAUACUCCAAGUAUAGGUAUGAAGAAUUUGUGAAAGGUUUUUCACACUUUUUGGAGAGGAUUGGCUAUAACCCUAAAAAAAUUACAUUUGUUCCCAUCUCUGGUUUUGAGGGAGAUAACUUGAUUGAGCGUUCUUCUAAUCUUGACUGGUACGAGGGUCCCACCCUUCUUGAAGCUCUUGACCAAAUCAACGAGCCUAAUAGGCCAUCAAACAAGCCUCUCCGAUUACCACUUCGGGAUGUCUACAAGAUUGGAGGAAUUGGAACUGUGCCUGUGGGAUGUGUUGAGACCGGUGUCUUGAAACCUGGAAUGAUGGUGACUUUUGCCCCGAUUGGGCUGCAAGCUGAAGUAAAGUCUGUGCAAAUGGACCAUACAAAUCUCACUGAGGCCCUUCCUGGUGACAAUGUGGGAUUUAAUGUUGAGAAUGUGUCUGCUGAGCAUCUCAAGCGAGGCUAUGUUGUCUCAAACUCCAAGCAUGACCCAGCCAAGGAGGCAGAUAACUUCAUCUCAUGUGUUAUCAUCAGGAAUCACCCUGGCCAGAUUGGAAAUGGCUAUACACCUGUUCUUCAUUGCCACACCUCCCACACUGCUGUCAAGUUUGAUAAGCUUCUAGCCAAGAUUGACAGGUGUUCUGGUAAGGUAAUUGAGAAUGAGCCCAAAUUCCUGAAGAAUGGUGAUGCUGGCAUUAUUAAGAUGAUUCCCACCAAGCCCAUGGUGGUAGAGACUUUUUCUAAUUAUCCUUCACUCGGCCGUUUUGCUGUCAGAGACAUACGUCGAACAGUGGCUGUUGGAGUCAUUAAGGCUGUGAAGAAGAAGGAUCCUGGUGCAGGAGGUAGUAUCACUAAAUCGGCAUUGCAGAAGUGAAUUGUGCAGGAUGAUCUAAAUUUAAAUAGAAAGUGCAUCGUCGUUAUUACAAUAAUAAUUAGUCUUUGGUCCUGAGUAUUUCUAUACCUUGUCUAGUAAACUUGUUUUGCAGGUUAAGUGUCAAGUCUGCACUGUCAUAUCAGUUUUUGUUCCUAGAACUCGGUUCUAGAUUGACUGUGGCAGGGCUAUUUCUUUUUCGUUUUAUGCUUUAAUUAUUGUGUCUAAUGUGAACACUUGGAUUUUGUUGACAUCAAGUUUCUGAACAUGCUGAGCCUGAUUUUGUUUUGAAUAUCAACUCUUUAUUUGUGUAUUUA
This is a messenger RNA of Medicago truncatula (barrel medic), 1828 nucleotides long. RefSeq names its product elongation factor 1-alpha. Gene Ontology annotation, molecular function: GTPase activity; translation elongation factor activity; GTP binding. Gene Ontology annotation, biological process: translational elongation. The record is from RefSeq and is a predicted model, not a curated record. The transcript is spliced from 3 exons. Bases 165 to 1514 code for a protein of 449 amino acids. NCBI's taxonomy places the organism in Eukaryota, Viridiplantae, Streptophyta, Magnoliopsida, Fabales, Fabaceae.